CGAGAACUGGGAUACGUAUCACUUGCGUCUCAGGCCCCGGCGUCCUCUACUUUAAAUUUGUAAUUAACAACCGUUUUCAAACUUUACUUAAAAGUUUGGUACUCGGAAUAAUACCUACCUACGUCCAUAUCCUCCCUGAGCAUGUCUUCUUCUGUAGAAGUUCGCGCCAACCCUGCACUUAUCCAAAAGGGAGAUGCAUCCCGUGCACCACUCUUUCUUCUACAUGACUCUGGUGGAACGGUUUCCUAUUGUUACAGGCUAAGAAACAUCGGCCGUACUAUCUACGCGAUACACAACCCAUCGUUUUAUUCGCAAGAAAAAUGGAAGGGAGGGAUUUUGGGCUUGGUGGAAGAAUACAUCAAGCUCAUUAAAUCUGUGGUUCCAUCGGGAGAGAUCUUAGUUGGAGGUUGGUCGCUCGGUGGCCAGUUGGGUAUCGACAUCGGACGUGUAUUAGCUCGUAAUCGACGCUCGAAAUUGAGUGUGAAGGGCAUUGUGUUGAUAGAUACGAUGUACCCAUACUGGGGUCCUCCAGAGACUGUCCAUGCGGACGUCUCGAUCGACCUCGUGCUCAAAAACAUUCCAUCUGAUCUGAAGGAGAGUAUGCUCCGUUGCAUGGAUUGGUCCAAAGAAGACUGCGAUGAAUGGGUCCCCAGAAACUGGAAAGGCGAUAUUGACCAACUCGGUGAUGUCGAGAGUGAAGAGCCUGCUCCUGCCGUCUUGAUUCACGCGAACAAGUUGAUCGUCGAAGAAACCUCAGAGGGUGUGAGGUGCAUGGUGGAUCAGUACAAGGACCAAAAGAAUGGAUGGAACUUCUUCCCUCAUCAAUUCAUUGCCGCUAUAUGGGAAACUCCGGUACAUCACUUCGGGUUAUUCGAGGAGACAUCUGUCCAAGAGACUACCGACAUGAUCAAGCGGGCAUGCGAUCUUCUUGCUGAAGAUUAAGAUGGAAGUUUUUGCAAAGCUAUUCAUGAGGUUGGUAUGUAAAAGAAUGAUACAGCUUCUUGAAAUCGUGAACUCCACAAGGACGCUAGAUAUAAAGUUCACUAAAACGCCACACGAAUCUUCCCCGGUCCAGACAAAAAGUCUGAAUCCCAUAUACCCAUCACAGCAUCCCAAUAUUUUCUUCGAUCUUGGAACAUGUGGUAGACAUGAGCCGUACUUGUAUACCUCACUCUCCAAAUCUUCUGACCCAUAUUGAGUGCUUCGCUAGCGUGCUGUUCUAUGUGCUUCCAGGGAACUAACUCAUCUGCCAAACUGUACAAAUAAAGUCGGGCGGCGGAAUCAGGAAACAGUGCUUUCUCAUUCAGUCCUUCGUAAGCCCAUUCGACAAUGUUCUUCCACUUGGUCAAUUUCUCUGCAAUUAACCCGAUACCGAAAACAAUGCGGUAGAACACGUUUCCGAUGGUCCAU
This is a messenger RNA of Bipolaris sorokiniana ND90Pr, 1410 nucleotides long. RefSeq lists its product as uncharacterized. Gene Ontology annotation, biological process: biosynthetic process. Bases 142 to 942 code for a protein of 266 amino acids. NCBI's taxonomy places the organism in Eukaryota, Fungi, Ascomycota, Dothideomycetes, Pleosporales, Pleosporaceae. The record is from RefSeq and is a predicted model, not a curated record. The transcript has 3 exons.